Messenger RNA from Peromyscus eremicus (cactus mouse), 1237 nucleotides. It is a transcript of the gene Ubap1l, whose product is annotated as ubiquitin associated protein 1 like. Bases 1 to 1146 code for a protein of 381 amino acids. Gene Ontology annotation, biological process: ubiquitin-dependent protein catabolic process via the multivesicular body sorting pathway. Gene Ontology annotation, molecular function: ubiquitin binding. NCBI's taxonomy places the organism in Eukaryota, Metazoa, Chordata, Mammalia, Rodentia, Cricetidae. The transcript has 5 exons. The record is from RefSeq and is a predicted model, not a curated record. Gene Ontology annotation, cellular component: ESCRT I complex.
AUGAACGCCCUUGAUGGUGUCCCCUUCAAGGUGCCCAAGGGCUUUGCGAUGGACACAGAGCCCCACCCUGCUCCAGAGCUCAGUGUCCCCGACUGUAGAGAGCUUCUGCUGGGCUCCAUGUAUGAUUUCAGCCUGGAAAGGAAGGCUCUCUUCUGGGUGGAAGCAGCCAGCCGAGGACCUGGUCCCCAACAAUGUAACGACCCGGGGAUUGCAUCAGCCCCUCCAGCCUGGUUCUUACUGGUCAGUCCAAAUGACAGUCUGGUGCCUGCACCUGCUGAAGUCAGAGGCCCAGAGGCUGGACCACAAGAACCUCCGGAGGAGGAAGAAGAGGAGGAAGAAGAGGAAAUAGGGGAGAAGAGGGAUGAGGAAGAUGCCUCCUCUGCCAGCGAGGAGGAGAUGGACUCCAGCAGCCCUCAGCCCGUCUCCCCGACAGGCCAUCGCCGCUACUCCCUGGAUGUGCUGCGAAACAUGAGGUCUGGGCUGGCUGGUGCCGGGCGCCGGCUCUCGGAGAGCAGACUAGCCACGUGUCCUCGAGCCCUUCUGCACCGCUUCCGAGGCCACCGCACUCUGAGCCCGAGUGCCAGCCUGGCGCCAGCCCCUGGCCUAGCGCCGCAGCCCCCCAGCAUCCCCGAGCUGCCCCCACGACCCUCCACCGCCGACGCCAUGCCUCCGCUGCGGAGCCACAAGCCCACUGUCGCUUCCCUCAGCCCAUACACCUGCUUGCCACCUCUUAGUGGGACACCCCAGCCCCUCGGCUCCUAUAGAUUGCACUCUGAUUCAGCAACUGACCUGCUGUCUGCUCUGACCAAAGAAGAGCAAGACCUCAUCGGGCCAGUGGUUGCUUUGGGCUAUCCCCUGGGAAGGGCCAUUGUGGCUCUGCAGAAGACAGGAAGGCAGAGCCUGAGCCAGUUCCUCGGCUACCUCAGUGCCUGUGAGAGGCUGCUGCGGCAGGGUUAUGACGAGGCCCUGGUGGAUGAGGCCAUGGAGAUGUUCCAGUUCUCCGAGCACCAGGCGGGGGAGUUCCUGCGCCUCUGGCAGCAGUUCAGUGACAUGGGCUUCCAGCCAGACCGGAUCAAGGAGGUGCUGCUGGUCCACGGCAAUCGGCGGGAACAAGCCCUGGAGGAGCUGGUCACCUGUGCCCAGUGACAGGCCAGGAUACUCUGUGACACGUGGCUGACCAGUGAAGUACCAGACCCACCGCCCAUCCUAACUGCAUUAUUAAAACCUAAUAAGACAA